Messenger RNA from Blastomyces dermatitidis ER-3, 2278 nucleotides. Its product is annotated as tubulin beta chain. The transcript has 9 exons. Bases 225 to 1568 code for a protein of 447 amino acids. Gene Ontology annotation, molecular function: GTP binding; structural constituent of cytoskeleton; GTPase activity. Gene Ontology annotation, biological process: microtubule cytoskeleton organization; mitotic cell cycle. The record is from RefSeq and is a predicted model, not a curated record. Lineage: Eukaryota; Fungi; Ascomycota; Eurotiomycetes; Onygenales; Ajellomycetaceae. Gene Ontology annotation, cellular component: microtubule; cytoplasm.
CGGCGCUUCUCAGCCUCUGCUGUUUGUUUCUCCUCGUCCCUUGUUUCUUCUCUUCUUCUUCCUCCUCCUCUUCUUCUUCUUCUCACCGCCCCCAGUUCAACCUCCUCCUCCUCCACCACCACCACCACCACCAUCAUCACCUUUUUGUGAUACCCGUCUCCUUGCUUGCUUUCUGCUCGACUUCAUCACUCCUCACUCCUCCAUCACUACUCCCACAGCCCACCAUGCGUGAAAUCGUUCACCUCCAAACCGGCCAAUGCGGUAACCAAAUUGGUGCUGCUUUCUGGCAAAAUAUCUCUGGCGAGCAUGGCCUCGACGGCGCCGGCUACUACAACGGGUCCUCCGAUAUCCAGCUUGAACGCAUGAACGUCUACUUCAAUGAGGCUACCGAAAAGAAAUAUGUCCCCCGCGCCGUCCUCGUCGACCUCGAGCCCGGCACCAUGGAUGCCGUCCGUGCCAGUCCCUUUGGCCAGCUUUUCCGCCCAGACAACUUCGUUUUCGGCCAGUCCGGUGCUGGAAACAACUGGGCCAAGGGUCAUUACACCGAGGGUGCUGAGCUGGUCGACCAAGUCAUCGACGUCGUCCGCCGUGAGGCUGAAGGCUGUGACUGCCUCCAGGGCUUCCAGAUCACUCACUCCCUUGGUGGUGGUACCGGCGCCGGCAUGGGUACCUUGCUGAUUUCCAAGAUCCGGGAGGAAUUCCCAGACCGUAUGAUGGCCACUUUCUCGGUCGUUCCUUCGCCAAAGGUUUCCGACACCGUUGUCGAGCCUUACAAUGCCACCCUCUCCAUCCAUCAGCUCGUUGAGCACUCCGACGAGACCUUCUGUAUCGAUAACGAGGCUCUGUAUGAUAUCUGCAUGCGGACUCUCAAACUCUCUGAGCCAUCUUACGGUGACCUCAACCAUCUCGUGUCCGCCGUCAUGUCUGGUGUGACCACCUGCCUGCGAUUCCCUGGCCAACUUAACUCUGACCUUCGGAAACUCGCUGUCAACAUGGUUCCAUUCCCUCGUCUCCAUUUCUUCAUGGUCGGAUUCGCCCCUCUUACUAGCCGUGGAGCAUACUCCUUCCGUGCUGUCACCGUCCCUGAAUUGACCCAGCAGAUGUACGACCCUAAGAACAUGAUGGCUGCUUCUGACUUCCGUAACGGCCGUUACCUCACCUGCUCUGCUAUCUUCCGUGGUAAGGUUUCCAUGAAGGAAGUCGAGGAUCAGAUGCGCAACGUCCAGAACAAGAACCACACCUACUUCGUCGAGUGGAUCCCCAACAACGUGCAGACUGCUCUCUGCUCCAUCCCUCCCCGUGGCCUCAAGAUGUCCUCUACCUUCGUUGGAAACUCCACCUCCAUCCAGGAGCUCUUCAAGCGUGUCGGUGACCAGUUCACUGCUAUGUUUAGGCGCAAGGCUUUCUUGCAUUGGUACACUGGCGAGGGAAUGGAUGAGAUGGAGUUCACCGAAGCGGAGAGCAACAUGAACGAUCUCGUUUCUGAGUAUCAGCAGUACCAGGAUGCUAGCAUUUCUGAGGGAGAGGAUGAGUACGUUGAGGAAGAGAUCCUUGAGGGCGAGGAGUAGAGUUUUCGAGGCAAAUAAGCGUAUAGUGAAGCGAAGAGCCUAAAGAGGCGUGAUUUUUGAGCCUACUUAAUCAAUUACUUCUAUCUUUUAAGGUUUUGUUGUGUUUUUUUUCCUUUUCGUUCAUUCUAUUAAUUUAUAUUCUGCUCUUCUUUUUUCGGUAGCGAUGAAUCGAAUUUUUUUCCAAGACCAUGGACCAAGAUAAAUACUACGUUCUUUGUGUUAGGUAUUCAUGAAAACGAGAGAAACCUGACACUUGGUGAUGAUGCAUUGUUUUAUGUGAAGAGUAAACUUUGUUCUAUGUUGCUGAAUGGGAGCAGAGGAGGUGAGACGUAGGAGAGUGAGGUUUUGAGGUUUGAAUUGAAUGUCUAUGCAGCAAACCUUUCGGUUUUUCAAGCUCCGUACACUUUGCUUUUUCUUUUAAUGUUUACAUUCAGUCUUCUUUUUUUUUUUUUUCUAAGGAUGGCUAGCGGUACGGCACCAGAAAAAGAAAAUAUAAGAGAGAGCCUACAGUAGUAUGCUUGUUUGAGCGCGACUGCUGUUCUUUUUUUUUUUUUUUUGGUUGUGUUAUCUAUCGUACAUCUAUCUAUAUGAGAGAGGAGCAUGAAAGUCUUCAAAAGAUAUAUAUAUAAAGAGUGAAUUAAAAAAAGAAAUUGAAUGCUUAGCUUAUAUCUAUCCUCACUCAACAUUGGUUAUGUCAAAUUAUAUUCCAG